AUGAAAGCUGUGGCAGUACUGUGUUUGAUCGGUGUGGUAUGUGCCGCACCGUCACCAUCUUGUUCAGACAGUGAGAGUUCGGUGGAAAACAAAAAAAACAAUGCUGCGAUCCUUCGCUACGAUAACGAUAAUCGAGGACUCGGACAAUACAAUUUUGCAUUUGAACAAUCAGACGGCACAAAGCAACAACAGCAAGGUGAACUCGUUAAAAAAGGCUCUGAUGAAUACCUAUCCGUUAAAGGCAAGUACACGUACAUAGGCCUAGACGGUGUUACUUACACCGUAACGUACACCGCAGAUGACGAUGGAUACAAACCCGAGAUAGAACAGGGCCCAGGUGGUGCUGUACCUGAUGCCGUAGUCGCCUCCCUACUUGGA
Molecule: messenger RNA, 378 nt
Organism: Iphiclides podalirius (scarce swallowtail)
Lineage: Eukaryota; Metazoa; Arthropoda; Insecta; Lepidoptera; Papilionidae
Source: the annotation of a GenBank genome assembly